This is a messenger RNA of Canis lupus familiaris (dog), 4756 nucleotides long. It is a transcript of the gene IKZF5, whose product is annotated as IKAROS family zinc finger 5. The transcript has 5 exons. Gene Ontology annotation, biological process: regulation of transcription by RNA polymerase II. Lineage: Eukaryota; Metazoa; Chordata; Mammalia; Carnivora; Canidae. The record is from RefSeq and is a predicted model, not a curated record. Gene Ontology annotation, molecular function: RNA polymerase II cis-regulatory region sequence-specific DNA binding; DNA-binding transcription factor activity. The coding region runs from base 360 to 1619 and encodes 419 amino acids.
GGAAGAGAGUCGGAGACACAACAAACAUGGCGGCGGCGGCGGCGGCGACGGUGACGAAGGCGGCGGCGGCGGCGGCGGCGGCGGCGGCGACGGCAGCGGCGUUAAACAAGGCAGUGGGAGUUACUCGGUGCGGUGGUCCGGUGACCUCUGUAUGGCUUUUCAAUUUUAGUUGAAAUUCCCUCCAUGGCCUUUUGGAGUCCCUUGGUGUGUCUCCAGAGUAAAUUUCGAUUACUCUACAUUUCAUCAAUGUUGGAGUGGCAAGAAAAAGGAGGAACUGAUUUGGGGUGAAAAGUUUUUUUCCCCCUAGGCAUAACAAACUAAACUUCAAAAGAAAAAAGAAAAAACAAAACAAAGCAAAGAUGGGUGAAAAGAAACCAGAGCCUUUGGACUUCGUGAAAGAUUUCCAAGAAUAUCUGACUCAACAGACUCAUCAUGUGAACAUGAUUUCUGGAUCAGUUAGUGGGGACAAAGAAGCAGAGGCUCUUCAGGGAGCUGGAACAGAUGGUGAUCAAAAUGGACUCGAUCACCCAUCUGUUGAAGUUUCCCUGGAUGAAAACUCAGGAAUGUUAGUAGACGGGUUUGAAAGGACCUUUGAUGGGAAGCUCAAGUGUCGGUACUGCAACUAUGCCAGCAAAGGAACAGCCCGGCUUAUUGAACAUAUUAGAAUCCACACAGGUGAGAAACCUCAUAGAUGUCACUUAUGUCCAUUUGCAUCUGCUUACGAGCGUCAUCUGGAAGCCCACAUGCGUUCCCAUACAGGAGAAAAACCAUACAAAUGUGAAUUAUGUUCCUUCCGCUGCAGUGAUCGAAGUAACCUAUCCCAUCAUCGAAGGCGCAAGCAUAAAAUGGUACCAAUUAAAGGUACUAGGUCUUCCUUAAGCAGCAAGAAAAUGUGGGGAGUUUUACAGAAGAAAACAAGCAAUCUGGGCUAUAGCAGAAGAGCAUUAAUCAACUUAAGUCCACCUUCCAUGGUGGUUCAGAAGCCAGACUACCUUAACGAUUUUACCCAUGAAAUCCCAAAUAUCCAGACUGACUCCUAUGAAAGUAUGGCAAAACCCACAUCAACUGGUGGCCUCCCAAGAGACCCCCAAGAACUCAUGGUUGACAACCCCUUAAAUCAGCUCUCAACCCUGGCAGGACAGUUGUCUAGUUUGCCACCGGAAAACCAAAACCCUGCAUCUCCUGAUGUAGUUCCCUGCCCCGAUGAGAAGCCUUUCAUGAUGCAGCAGCCGUCUGCCCAAGCAGUGGUUGCUGCCGUGUCAGCAAGUAUUCCUCAGAGCUCCUCUCCCACAAGCCCUGAGCCUCGGCCGUCACAUAGUCAGAGGAACUAUAGUCCAGUGGCAGGUCCGAGCAGUGAACCAAGUGCCCACACGAGUACUCCCAGCAUAGGGAACAGCCAGCCGAGCACCCCGGCUCCGACCCUGCCUGUCCAGGAUCCGCAGCUUCUACACCACUGCCAGCACUGUGAUAUGUACUUUGCCGACAAUAUCCUUUACACCAUUCACAUGGGAUGCCAUGGGUAUGAAAAUCCUUUUCAGUGUAACAUAUGUGGUUGCAAAUGUAAAAACAAGUAUGAUUUUGCCUGUCAUUUUGCAAGGGGACAACAUAACCAACACUGAAAAUAAUCACAUUAUGCUUUACUUGGUUUUACCUUUUGGUGUUUUAUAGUUUUUUGUUUUUUUUUGGGGGGGGGAGCUUAUUCCUAAUUAGGUGACUGCUAAUUUAAAGUCAAUAUAUUUAUAGAAUAUAAGUUUGACGGUGGAAACGAUUUUUUUUUUCCAUAAAAAUCUGGUCAGGCUCAUUUAUGUAUUAGAGCAGUGAGACACAUUGGUGUCUAUUUUUUCCUUUCACUUAGUUGAGAAUUGGAGUGCAAUCAUAAUCCCAACAGGUAUUCAUUUAAAUUUCCCAUAUUUAUGGUCCACAAAAGCUUCAAAGCUUACUGAUACUCUUGGUAUUUCAACAUAUACAUUGCAGCUAGAUAUUAUUUCUGCCAUAUUUCAGCAUGGUGGAAUAACUGUCUCUUACAAAGUCUGUUAGCAGUUUAUUUCAGUGUUUCGUAGAAGAAUUGCCUUUAACCUCAUUCUUUGUCGACGUGCUGUUUCAUUCACAUUGCUGAGCGUUCACAGCACUUUCAUUUCGCCUGAUAGUCACAGAGCUAUUUAAUGUAGCAGAUCCUUCUUUUUUUUUCCUCCCAUACGGGGAAAUGUAAAACAGGUCAUUCUUUUUAAAGUUACAAAAAUAUGAGGUAAAAGUUUUGAAAAGAAAUGAAAACAAAAUUGAAAAAGUGGCUUAAUACUUAAAAUACCUGUUUAUUCAAUUUCUAGUUUAAAUAUGUGUCAGUUUUCUAUUGGGUUCUUUUUAUUCUGGUUUAUUGUAAAAAACCACAUGAGAAUGCUAGAAAUAUCAGAGGAUUAUCUAUAAAGAUGCCUUUUUUUUUUUUUGAACCUUUCAUUUAAAUUCUUCACUCUGACAUCAUUUGUGUCAGGUGAGGUUGAUAAGUAUACUGAGAAUCUGUUCUUCCUCCUAUUCCUUUGAUUACCAAAGAGGUACACUGGGAGUCCUCCAUCUUACUCCUCGGAAAUGCAGUCCUUCAAAAGAAAAACAAAAAUCUCUGAAGUUUCCAUUUCCUGCCUUCUAUCUAUUUACUGCCUGUAAUUUCCAAGUAGAGGUGGUUAUAGAAACACAUGGGAAAAUAGAAUGGUGAAGUGUAACACUUAAAAAAAUGAGAAUGUGUCCAAAACAAAUCCUGGUUUUCCCUCCAGAAUUGGCCAUUUAAAAUAUUUUCUGUGAAUUCAAUUUGUAAUGCUUAUUUGCAGCUCUGUCAGUUUUUCAUGUACAGAACUAUGUGGAGACUGAAUCGUCGCCUUAGUAGGAAAGGGUACAAAAGUGGGAAAAUAGAUAUAAAAUGCAUUUAAAUGUGAUAUUUAAUUUGUUUACAAAAAUAAGACUUGCUAAAUCUAGAAUAAUUUUGAAUAGGAGGCUAUUGUUUUUAUAUUGUGUAAUAACUAGCUUACUCUAAAGAGAGCUUGGUCAAACAAUAAAAUAUAUUGUUACUAACUGUUGGUUUCUGUGUACUUUACAAAAUUUUCAUUUUUAAUUUGGUUCAAAUCUUGAAAGUGUUACUAAUUGGCUUCCUAAAGAGAAUAUUCUAACUAUGAAGCAUUUAUUAAGCAAAAAAGAACUCCACUCAGUUCAAUGCUGAAAUAACUGUAUCUAGUGUGUAGUUCCUAUUGUGAACGGAAAGGUAGGCGUCUGCAAAACCCCCAUGUGCCAACUUAAUGGAGCUCCUGCCCUCUCUUCCAAAUGCUAGAAAGCCAUUAAAAUGAGUUCUCUUUGUUUAAUAUCAAUCGAAACUAACCUCAACAGCAUUGUUCAAAGAGCAGCAAGGAGUCUGUCCAAACUAUAAAUAACUCUUCCUUGUCAAAUCUGAGGCUUCUGAAUCUACCGUUGUUUCUCUUGUUGCUUAAAAUCACUCAUUGCUCAGAUCAGCUUGAAUGCAACCAUUUCCAAAUGUGGAACUUGGCUCUAGUAUUUAUUUAUUGCCAGAAAAAAACAGGUUGCUGUCAUUUGGAAGCUUUUGUAAUGAUUUUCUUCCUUCUCACUUUUAUUCUUCACAUAAAAGCAAUACCCGAAGAUAGAAAAUGAAAGCUUUCAUUAAAGAGAAAGAACCCUCUUAUUAAAACCAGUUUAUUAACUCUAUAUUCUGAGCCAAAUAGUGACAAACACUUUUUUUUCUGGCAACUAAAGACAGAUGUUUUGAAGGUACAUUUUUAAUUUAAACAAAAUAUCUUUUUUCGUAAUUAUAAACUAGAAUGUAUAAUUCUAAUUUUCCUAUGACUUAAAAGAGCACAGUUGGUAUUCCAAAGGUGUCAAUGCUUGAGAGCUACAAUUAAUUCUAAAUGCACUAAAGUUUUUGAAUCAAAUCUACCUUAUAAACUUUUUUAGUGUAUUUUUAAAAAGAUUUUAGGAUUUUAUUUAAAUUUUCUGUGAGUUAAAUUUUAUACAUGGAAAGAUACUAUCUUCCAUUAAGUGUUGAAUAUGUUUCUCCCAUUUUAUUUUUAAUCAAAUAUUUUAUAGAAAUGAGCUGCUAGGAAAAGUUGAACAUGAACUAUUUAUAGUACUUUGCUGUUAACAGGCAAUGUUCUGAAACUAAAUGUAUUUUUGUUCAGUGAACAUAAGUUUAGAUUUUUAAAGUUGGUAGAUAAUUUAUCUCCACUAAUAUUUUUUUAAGAAACUGUGAAGAGAUUAACAGGGAAUAAUUUCAUUUCAGAUUUUACUAAUAUAGUAUGUAGCUGCAACUUCUUGAAAUUCAAGUAAAGGCUAGACUUUUACUUUGAAUAUUUUCCAGUGCUAUUUCAUUUUAGAAAUAAGUGUUUGCCAUUCAUCUGCAGAAUUAUUUGACAAAGGGAAUAUUACUUUAAAAAUGUUGAGAUAAACCUCAUUUUAAGUUCUACAAAAAUAUUUAUCAAGUGGAUGUAUUAUUUAAAAAAAAAUUCCCUGCUAAGGACUUUUUCAUUAUAUAGUCUUAGAGGGUAUAUGAUUUCUAGAACUUGUUUUUGUUAAUAUGUACUUUGAUGUAAAGAACAUAUUUUGUAUGCAAAACCUAAAACUCGAGUAUGGUUGCAAAACACUAUAUUGUUUAGGGAUUCCAGAGAGCAGUUCAAUGCUGAAAUAACUAUAUCUAGUCUGUCGUUCCUAUUGUGAAUGAAGCUUUGCUUUUGUAAUACAUAAAUAAAAAAAUAACACUUUCUGUUGA